Messenger RNA from Anneissia japonica, 915 nucleotides. RefSeq lists its product as uncharacterized. The record is from RefSeq and is a predicted model, not a curated record. The transcript has a single exon. NCBI's taxonomy places the organism in Eukaryota, Metazoa, Echinodermata, Crinoidea, Comatulida, Comatulidae. Bases 1 to 915 code for a protein of 304 amino acids.
AUGCUAAACAGGGAUGUGCCAAUGGAUAAGGUAAUGAUGCCAAGCAGAGAUGUGCAUAUAGAUUGGGCAGUGGUGCCAAACAGUGAUGUGCCUAUGGAUAAGACAAUGGUUACAAACAGGGAUGUGCCUAUGGAUAAGACAAUGGUUACAAACAGGGAUGUGCCUAUGGAUAGGACAAUGGUUCCAAACAGGGAUGUGCCUAUGGAUAGGACAGUGGUUACAAACAGGGAUGUGCCUAUGGAUAGGACAAUGGUUCCAAACAGGGAUGUGCCUAUGGAUAAGACAAUGGUUACAAACAGGGAUGUGCCUAUGGAUAGGACAGUGGUUACAAACAGGGAUGUGCCUAUGGAUAAGACAAUGGUUACAAACAGGGAUGUGCCGAUGGAUAGGACAAUGGUUCCAAAUAGGGAUGUGCCUAUGGAUAGGACAGUGGUUACAAACAGGGAUGUGCCGAUGGAUAGGACAAUGGUUCCAAAUAGGGAUGUGCCUAUGGAUAGGACAGUGGUUACAAACAGGGAUGUGCCUAUGGAUAGGGCAGUGGUGCCAAACAGUGAUGUGCCUAUGGAUAAGACAAUGUUUACAAACAGGGAUGUGCCUAUGGAUAGGACAGUGGUUCCAAACAGGAAUGUGCCAGUGGUGACAGUGUCAAGUAGGGAUGUGUCUAUGGAUAGGGCAUGUGUGCCAAACAGGGAUUUGGCUAUGGAUACGACAGUGGUUCCAAACUGGGAUGUUGUGCCUAUGAAUUGGGUAGUGGUUCCAAACAGGGAUGUGCCUAUGGAUAGGGCAGUGGUUCCAAACAGGGAUGUGCCAAUGGGCGCAGUGCCAAGUAGGGAUGUGUCUAUGGAUUGGACAAUGGUGCCAAACAGGGAUGUGUCUAUAGAUAGGGCAGUGGUACAAAUAGGGAUGUGCCUAUGA